AUGCCUUCGAAUAAGAAGAAGCCGACCACUGAGCCCUCCCCCCUCUCCUCCACCGCAAUAGCAGCCUUCCAAACCUCCUGGCCAAUCUACCACUCGCAAUGCCACCCGCUCAUUGAUCCCCUUCUCCGCUACAUAACCGACUUCUUCCCGCUGAGCCUCAACCGCCCAUUCUCCUGGUUCUACGCCGACACCCCGCACCGCCGCCGCCUGCUCAACGCUCUCAUCUACAGACUGCAAACGGGUCUCCGCGAGAGCAAGACCUGCGCGUUCCGAUUCGAUAAUGACUGGGACCACGAUGUCUUUGUGCAUGUGCUCGCGUGGUGGUUCAACGACCCUGCUGCGGUGGAGGUGCGUGAAGUUGUGGAGAAAGGAGUCCAUGCGGGGAAGGUCGAUGUGGAGGUCUUUGAUAACGGGGUGAGCUAUAAACCUCAAAGGGUUACCCACUGUUUUGAGCGAGCGUCUCCUCAGUUUCCGAUCCCCGGCGUGCCGAUGAAGAUGGUGGAUUAUUUGCCCGGGUCGUUCUAUGAGGAGGUGGGUGGGGGUGCGAGGAAGGAGUUUCUGAAGGCGAAUAGAAAAAGGGGAAGGCUUAGUCGACGGAGAGAGUUGGAACUAGAGGCGAUGGACACGAUGGAGUUUAUCGGUAUGCUCAAGGCCAUGGAGUUUGAUUGGGAGGAUCUCGAAGAACUGCUGGACUGUGACGAGUGA
Molecule: messenger RNA, 705 nt
Organism: Aspergillus calidoustus
Lineage: Eukaryota; Fungi; Ascomycota; Eurotiomycetes; Eurotiales; Aspergillaceae
Source: the annotation of a GenBank genome assembly